Messenger RNA from Silurus meridionalis, 1389 nucleotides. RefSeq names its product ras-related protein Rab-37-like. Gene Ontology annotation, molecular function: GTP binding; GTPase activity. The transcript has 9 exons. The record is from RefSeq and is a predicted model, not a curated record. The coding region runs from base 534 to 1109 and encodes 191 amino acids. Gene Ontology annotation, cellular component: Golgi apparatus; endosome. NCBI's taxonomy places the organism in Eukaryota, Metazoa, Chordata, Actinopteri, Siluriformes, Siluridae.
GUGGGGUUGCUUUUGUUUUAUCUGAGCCUUGAAUGUAGGUGCGCACCUUAAGUGUUUGUUUGACUCUCGCCUGUUGCUUGAGCUACUUUUUUUUUUUUUUUGGGCCCUGGCUUGUGUGUGUGUGUGUGUGUGUCCUGUCUCUGAUAAUGAUCAGUGCAUGAAGAUGAUGAGCACACCGCUUCCUGCUUUUCCGCGGCACUGAUGAUGGGGUGGAUGGGCGGCGCGGCGCGGCGGACCGGAGAGGUGCCUGUGUGCGCGUUGUCUUGCAUUCUCGAGGGAGCGUUUGUUGGGAGUUUGGCAUUCGUGCGUCCUCGUGUCUCUCCUGUUUCUCCUGUCUCUCUUGUCUCUUCCGUUUCUCCUGUCUCUUCCGUUUAAUGGCGACCGAUCAGCGGCGUGCUGCCCACGGCGUGUAAGCGUUGACGCGUGCGCUGCAUGUGGCACCUGCGAUUCACACACCGGUGUCUUGGGGAGAAUUUUUUAUUUUAUUUUUUUUACUGAAUUAAAAACACUGGAAGCUCUUUUUUUUGCGCAUUAUGUCUACUAAAAAGAUGCCCAUGUCGGAUAAUGAGCUUAAAAAUGGAACGUCAAGAAACAUGCUGGAACGAUGCGCCUCAGUUAAUGAAUAUUUUGACAUUUCCUUUAAGGUGAUGCUGCUGGGAGACUCUGCUGUUGGGAAGACUUGCGUCCUGGUGCGUUUUAAAGACGGUGCCUUUCUGGGAGGGAACUUCAUCGCCACUGUUGGAAUAGACUUCAGGAACAAGGUGGUGUCUGUGGAUAACAUGAAAGUCAAGCUCCAGAUUUGGGACACAGCAGGGCAGGAACGGUUUCGCAGUGUCACUCAUGCCUACUAUCGAGAUGCUCAGGCUCUCCUUCUUUUGUAUGAUAUUACAAGAAAAUCCUCUUUCGACAAUAUCAGGGCCUGGCUGACUGAAAUUCAUGAGUAUGCACAGAAGGAUGUGGUCAUCAUGUUGCUUGGCAACAAGACAUGGCAGCUGAACGUGUUAUUAAGCCUGAAGACGGACAGAAGCUGGCCAAGGAGUAUGGAGUUCCUUUCAUGGAGACAAGUGCCAAGAACGGUGUUAAUGUGGAGCUUGCAUUCCUCGCCAUAGCAAGAGAGCUGAAGCACCGAGCCGGCCAGCAGCCUCAUGAGCCAAAGUUCCAGAUCCAUGACUACAUAGAGUCCCAGAAAAAGAAGUCCAGCUGUUGUGGUGCACUCGUGUGACAAUAGUGAAGAAGGCGAAGACGAACAAAUACAGAAGAAAAUGGCACCAACAAAUACAUGAGGAAAUACAGUGAUGGCCAGCCAUAUUUGCGUGAAUGGACAUAAUGUGUUAGAGAAAUACUUAUUCAGAUGUGUGUGACAUUAAACCCCUCUUGCUUUUACCAUCA